AAAAAAUUAGUAUUUUUUUUAAUUAAAUUUCCCUAAUACUUUUCAAAUUUAUAUUACUAAUAUAUAUGCGAAAGUGAGAUAGUGAUUUAGACUUCAUCGUAGAAAAUGGCUUUACUCGCAAGAAACAUCUGCAAAGUACUUUCACAGAAUGCUCAGAAAGGAGCUGUCAGGUCUUUACAUGUUGGAACAGUACGUUUGCAAGAAUCGGCAAUUGAACAAGAAGGAAAAGUAAAAUGUACCCUUAUACCAGGAGAUGGUGUAGGACCAGAAUUAGUUGUUUCUGUUCAAAAUGUUUUCAAAGCUGCAAAUGUACCUGUUGAAUUUGAACCUUAUUUUCUCUCAGAAGUAAAUCCAACUUUAAGUGCACCACUUGAACAAGUAUCUAAUAGUAUUGCAAGAAAUCGAGUAUGCUUAAAGGGUAUUUUGGCAACACCAGAUCAUUCUCAUACUGGAGAGCUUCAAACUUUAAAUAUGAAAUUACGUAAAAGUUUAGAUUUGUAUUCAAAUGUUGUUCAUGUAAAAUCUUUACCUGGUGUUAAAUGUCGUCAUAAAAAUGUAGAUUGUAUUAUCAUUAGAGAACAAACAGAAGGAGAAUAUUCUGCAUUAGAGCAUGAAUCUGUAAAAGGUGUAGUAGAAUGUUUAAAAAUAGUAACUGCAACUAAAAGUCAAAGGAUUGCAAAAUUUGCAUUUGAUUAUGCAGUAAAACAUAAUCGUAAAAAAGUCACUUGUGUUCACAAAGCCAAUAUCAUGAAACUUGGUGAUGGUCUUUUUUUAAAAUCAUGCCAAGAAAUUGCUAAAAUGUAUCCUAGAAUUACAUUUGAAACAAUGAUUGUAGACAAUUGUACAAUGCAAAUGGUGUCCAAUCCACAUCAAUUUGAUGUAAUGGUAUUGCCAAAUUUAUAUGGUAACAUUUUGGACAAUUUAGCAUCUGGAUUGGUUGGUGGUGCUGGUGUAGUUGCAGGUGCUAGUUAUAGUCCUGAAUGUGUUGUUUUUGAACCAGGUGCAAGGCAUACAUAUUCAGAAGCUGUUGGUAAAAAUGUUGCAAAUCCUACUGCUAUGCUUUUAUGUGCAGUAAAACUUUUACGCCAUGUGAAUUUAAAACGUUAUUCUGAACAAAUUAAAGAUGCAUUAAAUCGUGUUCUAAAUGAUGGAAAAGUAUUAACAAAAGAUUUAGGUGGUCAGAGUUCUACAACAGAAUUUACAACUGCUGUAAUACAUUGUCUUCGUUAAUUUUGAGUUUAUAUUAAUUUUAAAAAAAUUCAUGUAAAAUAGAAUAAUAGUAUUCGUUUCAUGUGGUCAAGAAUAUUUAAUAUAACUGUGUUCAAUUACAUAGUAUUAUUGCAUCACAAAUCUAAUUUAUCUGCUUUGAGCAUUAGAAUUUUAUUUAGAAAAGAAUAUAUAUUAUAAAUAGAAAAAAUCAACAUUUUUUGUGUCAACAUCAUAUUUAUAACUGCAGGGUUUGUAAUCAAACAAACCAAUUGUAUGAUAAUAUUAUAAAAUUCAAAUUGUACAUUAAUAAAUUAUACUACCUCA
Messenger RNA from Apis mellifera (honey bee), 1533 nucleotides. It is a transcript of the gene Idh3b, whose product is annotated as isocitrate dehydrogenase [NAD] subunit beta, mitochondrial. Lineage: Eukaryota; Metazoa; Arthropoda; Insecta; Hymenoptera; Apidae. The transcript is spliced from 6 exons. Gene Ontology annotation, molecular function: oxidoreductase activity, acting on the CH-OH group of donors, NAD or NADP as acceptor; magnesium ion binding; NAD binding. The record is from RefSeq and is a predicted model, not a curated record. Gene Ontology annotation, biological process: isocitrate metabolic process; tricarboxylic acid cycle. Gene Ontology annotation, cellular component: mitochondrion. Bases 106 to 1230 code for a protein of 374 amino acids.